This is a messenger RNA of Haemonchus placei, 699 nucleotides long. The record is from the annotation of a GenBank genome assembly. Lineage: Eukaryota; Metazoa; Nematoda; Chromadorea; Rhabditida; Trichostrongylidae.
AUGAAGUUUGCAAUUUUUGCAGAAACUCGGGAAUCGCUUGCCUGUUGGUUUCUUUUUGGGAAUUUCCUUCGGCUUUUCUGUGGACGUUUCGAAUCAUCGUCAUCUCCCUCAGAUGGAUCUUCAUCAUCCUCUUCAGAUGAAUCCUCGUCAUCCUCCUCAGAUGGCUCCUCGUCAUCCUCCUCAUUUCGGCUUUCUGAGGUUUCUUCAUCUUCGGCAGCGUCUUCAGAAGAAUCCUCUGACGACUCUUCGGCAUCGUCUUCACUCUCUUCAUCUUCGUCGUCUUCGAACGCAUCGUCUGAUGGAUCCUCGUCAUCUUCCUCAUUUCGGCUCUUGGUGGUUUCCUCGGUAGAGUCUUGUUCGUUGUCUUCGGGGGCAUCUUCAUCGGACUCCUCUGAUAAUUCCUCAGCAUCGUCCUCGCUCGGGCUCUCCGUGGAUUCUUCGUCUUCGUCUUCUUCGGACGCAUCGUCUGAUGGAUCCUCAUCAUCCUCCUCAUUUCGGCUCUUGGUGGUUUCUUCGGCAGAGUCUUCUUCAAGUUCUUCAGCGGCAUCCUCAGAAGAAUCAUCUAGUGGUUCCUCGGCAUCCUCCUCGGUUGGGCUUUCUGCUGUCUCUUCAUCUUCAAGAGCGUCUGAUCUUUUAGCCCGUAAUUCGUUGGGAUUUUCAUGCCUCACUGAAAAUUUUACAUUAUCACCGAACCUAUGA